Molecule: messenger RNA, 1147 nt
Organism: Pseudocercospora fijiensis CIRAD86
Lineage: Eukaryota; Fungi; Ascomycota; Dothideomycetes; Mycosphaerellales; Mycosphaerellaceae
Exons: 1
Coding region: 39-1016 (325 amino acids)
Source: RefSeq, a predicted model, not a curated record
CACCACGCUCCUUUCACCAUUCCCGACACCCGCCCAACAUGUCGAAAACAGUCACAGUAACCUCAGCCCAACACUUCUCCCAAAUCCUCACCUCCUCGCGCGUCGUGGUCACAGACUUCUACGCAGACUGGUGCGGACCAUGCAAAGCAAUCGCUCCCGUCUAUGAGGCUUUAAGCCAACAACUCUCCCGCCCAGGAGCCAUCACAUUCACAAAAGUCAAUACCGACCAGCAACGCGAAAUCGUCCAAACAUACAACAUCUCUGCCAUGCCUACCUUCAUAAUCUUCAAAGCUGGACGCGAGACGAAGAGGAUCAAGGGCGCUGAUCCCAAGGGACUGGAUGCUGCGGUUAAGCAACUGGCACAGGAGGCUAGUAGUGCGGAUGCAGGAGGAGAUGCUGGGGAGGGUAGCUCAGGAGGUGCAGGAGGCUGGACUGGAGCUGCUGCGCCGAGAGGAUAUGGGGAGGUGACGGAACAGGUUGAGAUUAAUGGAUUGGAUUUUUUGAAUCUUGAUGGCGAGGCUGGGGAUAAGAGGACGAUCUUUGACCCCUCAAAGCCCAGCGCACUGGAUGCCAAGGGAAAGAGCUCGGAGGGCAAGAAGGACUACAUCGAGAGCGACACGGAUGAGCAGCUCAUGCUCUACAUCCCUUUCCAGUCUACGCUCAAGCUCCACUCCCUACACAUCACGUCGAUACCAGGCGGAGAGAGCAUGAGACCUCGCACGAUACAUCUUUACACCAAUCGGAGUCAUGUUCUGGGAUUCGAUGAGGCGGAGGAUACGCCUGCUACGCAAACGAUUGAGCUGGAGGAGAGUAGCUGGGAUAGCAAGACGCAUACGGCAAAGCUGGAGUUGAGAUUCGUCAAGUUCCAGAAUAUUUCGAGUGUUACUGUCUUUGUGGCAGAUGGUGAGCGUGAUGCGGAGAAGACGAGAAUUGAUCGGAUACGGCUGUUUGGCGAGACGGGAGAGAAGAGGGCAAUGGGGAAGCUGGAGAAGAUUGGGGACGAGCAGGGAGAGUAGAAGAAGCAUGGGGCUGAAGCAUAUGGCAUCGAAAGCGGCGAUCAUGAGCACCAUGGAAAAUCACGGAUAGAGGUAGUUGAGCUACUUACUCACCAAUGAAUGAUAUGCAUGAAGUCACUUUAUCGUGGCUG